This is a messenger RNA of Vitrella brassicaformis, 3268 nucleotides long. The record is from the annotation of a GenBank genome assembly. Lineage: Eukaryota; Vitrellaceae.
CGCGAUAUCUGCGAGCUUGCUGACAAAGUGAAGAAGGAUGGAUCUGGAUCUCACGUUCCUGCGCGUGAUCUUGGCGCACAUUCAGCGCCUGAGCGCCCCGCUGCUGCAGCUCUCGCCGCCAUCCGCCGCAUUCACUCGGGCCGCGCUUCCUGCAGCAUCAAGGAGGAGCAGAUCAGCAGUCAAGGCACCUGCUUCGGCAUCAGCAGCAGCAGCAGAGCAGCACUCACCUGCCGCCGAUGCUGUUCGGUGUGCAUCGUCUGCCGGCGAUGGGCGGAGGGAUUGUCACGCCAGCCAUCACCCUGUGGGUGCGUCGUUUCUGCUGCUGCCGUCGCUGUACUUCACUGUGCAGCUGCACAGGUGGCGGCAAGACCGGCUCAGGGGCACCAGUGUGCUCUGCCAGGUACGGCCGUCCGUUCGUCGUGGCAUCAAUCAGUGUGUGGUUGUGUUCAUGUGACUGACUGUGUGGUUGGCUUGGCUGUUGCUUGCUGGUGUGUUUGUGUGUGUGUUUGUGUGUGUGUUUGUGUGUGUGUUUGUGGUGUGUGUGUGUCAGGAGGAGCAGUCGGCGGAUGGGGUCUACCGCAAGGGCAUCAAUGUGGACUUCAUCCGAGAUAUCACCACCGGCAACAGGACCGACGACCAACAACGGUACGCAACGCAACGACACACGAACCCUGCAUGCUUCCGUGUCUGUGUGUGUGCAGAGAAGAUAAAGCCGAGGGCGAGAAGCAGCAGCCGCCGCAGCAACCGAAGCCCUCCCCUCCGCCAUCGCCGGCAGCAGCAGCAGCAGCAGCUGAUGAGAGCAGCAGGCAAGGCAAAGGCAAACCGACAUCGGAAGCCCCGCCAGCUCGGCCGCUGUCGAAGGACUCUGUCAGAAACGACGAAGCGCCCCCUGUGCAGGCAAGAGCGUGCUGGCGAUGUGAUCCGUGUAAAAGCUUGUAUAUCUCCUGGUGUGUGGUGUGUGUGCGCAGGUGUCUGCUCAUCUGGAUCCUUCCUCAGCGGCCUCUCAGAAGAUCGGGGCGUGCCAAUACGUCGCAAACAAAAAGAUCGAAGACCGACACGCUGUCAGCCAACACCCACCCGCACACCGCGCAGACAGACAGACCACACAAAUGCCGGCAGACUGUCUGUCUGUCUUGUCCACCCCUAUCUGCAGAUAAGUGAGGUUAAGGCUCACGGCCGGAAAUGUCUGCUCGUCACGGUGCUGGACGGACACGGCGGAUGGCAAAUCGGUCAGCAGCAUAUAAUGUGUGGACCCUGACCAGCCCAAACAAGCAGACAGCGUCGUUUGACCUUUCUGUUUGUCUCUCUCCCUCUCUGUCUCUCUCUCUCUCUCUCUCUGUGUGUGUGUGUGUGUGUGUCAGCUGACUAUGUGCAGCGUUACUUGGCGAGUUACAUCGAGAACCAGCUGCAGCACCACGGGGCGCUGCAGAUGCGGGAGGCGCUCCACAGCGCAUACGCUAUCAUGGUGAGUGAGGCGGUACGUGAUGGGUCGGUGCCACAGCACACACACAUAACACACGCGCCCAGCCAGCCAUCCAUGUGUGUGUGUGUGUCAGGACGAAGCUCUAUACGAGCUUGUUCGUGGAGGCUAUGCGCUGGGGUUCUCCAGAAAUGUCAAGGUGGGUGGGAACGUGACACACGCACAGGUGUGUAUUGUAUGUCUGUGGCCUUCUGUCUGUCUGUCUGUCUGUCUGUCUGUCUGUGCAGGUGGGUGCGUGUUCUUUGUCUGUGGUGGUGGACUAUCAGAGCAUUGCUGUCGCCAAUAUCGGCGACUGCAAAGCUGGUACGUUCGUUAAGUGCGGUGGCCACCCGGCAAGCUGCCCUGCCCCGCCCCCAUGUGUGUUGUCUGCCUCUUUGUUGGCUGCGUGUGUGUGUCAGUUUUGUGUCGGAAAGGCAGAGCGAUUCCCCUCAACUCCCAACACACGUUAGUACGGACGAUUGAGGGCACUCACGUCGUUUCGUCUGGUCAUGUCUCGUCAUCUGUCUCUGGCUUCUUGCUUGCUGCAGUGCCAACAGCCCGGCAGAGCAGAAGAGGCUGCGGGAGCUGCACCCUAAUGAGAAAGACGUGGUAGGUAUCUGUGUGUGUGUAGACAGAUGGCGGAUUUAAGAUUGAGUAAGGAAGUGUGAGCGUGUGUGUGUGUGUGUUCAGGUGGUGUGCAAGUCGACGGUAGACCAGCCGCGGGCCCCACAGUGGCCUUACCUGUGGGAGUACCCCCUCUGCAUGAUGGGCCUGCUCAAGGAAACGGUACGGUGGGGACACCGAAGGGUAUCCAUCCAUCCAUCUGUGUGUGUGCCAAUGGGUGUGUAUGAUAUGAGUAGGUUGGUUCCCGGUGCUACGUCAAGGGUCGUCUGCAGCCGACGAGGUCCUUCGGCGACUUCCACCUCAAACACGCCGAGUUCAAAGCUGACCUCGAGACCGGCAAGUGAGUCACUGAGUGAGUCCCCCAACGGCCCAUCCAAACGCACAGACAACGCGCCACACAAGUCAGUCAGUCAUGACCUCUGUCUGCUGUGUGUGUGUCGGCCGGUGUGUAACUUAGGGACUUCCUGCGUGACGCCCACACGUUCCCGUACAUCACGGCUGAGCCGCAGGUGGACCUCUACCCUCGCCACCACCAGGACGAGUUCAUCGUCAUGGGCAGCGACGGCGUCUGGGACUUCCUCACAGACGAAGAGGUAUCUAAGUGAGUGCGGUCGGUGUAUAUAUGUGUCUUCUGGCCGGCCCAGCUCAGCUGCGUACUGUACGUGUGUGUGUUCAGGGUGUGUCGAUCGUCCGCGAGUCGCUCAAGAGCGACCCCUCCCCCGAGACGGCUGCAAAAGCGUAAGUAACCAGACACACUAAGGGAACACCUGAUGUCCCUCUCUGUGUGUGUCUGCUUGUCCGCAGCAUCGUUCAUGCGGUGCUGCGCAAGGCGGCUGAGCGUGCGGCGUUGCCGCUCGAGGCGCUGCUGGCCAUCGAGCUGGGCCAGCGGCGGUCGUACCAUGACGACAUCACCGUGUGUGUGGUCCUGCUGACAUGAACCAAGGAACGGCUCGCUUGUGGGACUGACAAGGGGACUGUACAGAUCGCAUCGGGUGUAUGUGUGUGUGAGAGCGGUUUUUGGGAGAGAGAGAGAUGUGUGUGUGGGCUGCCUGGAUGUGUGUGCUGGCUCGAUGGAUGGAUGGAGAGGCUGAGAGAGAUUGGCCGCCGUGUCGGCGUCUGGAUGGUUGCAAUUGGUCAUGCAAACACUUCUUACUCGCACCGCAUCAAGCAGUCAAUGAAUGUCAC